UUUUUUUAUUUGUUUGUUUCUGUUGUUUCAGGUCCAUUGAGGUCUAUAAUGAAAGAUCUGCAUUCGGAUGAUAAUGAAGAUGAAUCAGAGGAACUGGAUGACAAUGAUAAUGAUUCUGAGUUGGAACGACCUGUAAACACACGAGGAGGAAGCAGGAGUCGCAGGGUUAGUCUGAGUGAUGGAAGUGACAGUGACAGCAAUUCAGCUUCCUCACCACUACAUCAUGAACCAGCACCACCUUUAUUAAAAGCUAACAGCAACCAGAUUUUAGAAGUGAAAAGUCCAGUAAAGCAAAACAAAUCUGAUAAACAAAUAAAGAAUGGUGAUUGUGAUAAGGCAUAUCUCGAUGAACUAGUAGAGCUCCACAGAAGAUUAAUGACAUUGAGAGAGAGACAUGUACUGCAGCAGGUGAGGAACACUCUCAUGAAAAGUCACAGCAUGCUCACUGAAGCUGUGAAGUCACUUUUUUUUUUCCCUUUGUCUAAAUCUCUAUCGUAAGAUUUGAUAGCCUUAAAGUCUGUGUAAUCUAUUUCCUGCCCAUUACACUUUCAGUAUAGCUUAGAGUUUUUUUAGACAUUAUUUAAAUUG
Messenger RNA from Meleagris gallopavo (turkey), 588 nucleotides. The record is from RefSeq and is a predicted model, not a curated record. NCBI's taxonomy places the organism in Eukaryota, Metazoa, Chordata, Aves, Galliformes, Phasianidae.